Messenger RNA from Acanthoscelides obtectus, 480 nucleotides. The record is from the annotation of a GenBank genome assembly. NCBI's taxonomy places the organism in Eukaryota, Metazoa, Arthropoda, Insecta, Coleoptera, Chrysomelidae.
UUUUAAACCUAUAACACCCUUCUAAAUUUUUUUUAUUUGUGUUUGAUAAGAAAUAACUAAGAUUUCAAUAGUUGGGCCAACUGAAGUGGGAAGAAGCUCGUACAUAAAUAACCUUAAUUUAUAUUACAAGUAUAAAUAAAUGUUAUGGGCUUGGUUUAUAUAUAAGAAUACGUGUUAUUAUCUAGACCAGUUUUUCUCAAACUUGGUGACACCAUCCUCCUACGGAUCGAGUAUUAGGGAGCGUAGUGUAAAUUGAGUAUCAGCUACAGACGCAGCUUGUAUGAAUGCGACUGGUGUAGUGGAAGUAAAAGAUUCAAAAUGUGUAUCCUGAUAAUACUAUGCAGAAUGGAGAAACCGCUGUAUUUGACUGCCGGAAAAUUUUUUCCACUCACUCUCGGCACCGUUAUAUCGCAAUGUAUAAAACUGUUGGAUAGAGAUGUCGACAUUAGUAUUAUUACAUAUGUGCAUAAGGCUUCGUGA